Indicator indicator is the source of this 909-nucleotide messenger RNA. It is a transcript of the gene TYMS, whose product is annotated as thymidylate synthetase. Bases 1 to 909 code for a protein of 302 amino acids. Gene Ontology annotation, biological process: dTMP biosynthetic process. Lineage: Eukaryota; Metazoa; Chordata; Aves; Piciformes; Indicatoridae. The transcript is spliced from 7 exons. Gene Ontology annotation, molecular function: thymidylate synthase activity. Gene Ontology annotation, cellular component: cytosol; mitochondrion. The record is from RefSeq and is a predicted model, not a curated record.
AUGCCUGCCGACGGGGAGCUGUCGAGCGCGGCGGGCGCCAGCAUGGAUCCCGGGGAGCUGCAGUACCUGCGGCAGGUCCAGCACAUCCUGCAGCACGGCCACCGCAAGGAGGAUCGCACCGGCACCGGCACCAUCUCCGUCUUCGGCAUGCAGGCGCGGUACAGCUUAAGAGAUCAGUUUCCACUGCUAACGACAAAGAGAGUGUUCUGGAAGGGAGUGCUGGAGGAGCUGCUGUGGUUCAUCAAGGGUUCUACAAAUGCUAAAGAGCUCUCUGCCAAAGGUGUGAAGAUUUGGGAUGCUAAUGGAUCCCGUGAGUUCCUGGAUAAGCAGGGUUUCAGCACCAGAGAGGAAGGGGAUUUGGGACCAGUUUAUGGUUUCCAGUGGAGGCACUUUGGAGCAGAAUACAAAGAUAUGCACACAGAUUAUUCCAACCAAGGAGUUGAUCAGUUGCAAAAAGUGAUUGAAACGAUCAAAACCAAUCCAGAUGACAGAAGAAUCAUUAUGUGUGCUUGGAAUCCCAAAGAUAUUUCUCUGAUGGCUUUGCCUCCAUGCCAUGCCCUAUGCCAGUUCUAUGUUCAGAGUGGUGAAUUAUCUUGCCAGCUCUAUCAGAGGUCUGGAGAUAUGGGACUGGGAGUGCCUUUCAAUAUCGCCAGCUAUUCACUGCUCACAUACAUGAUUGCCCAUGUCACAGGGCUGAAGCCUGGGGAGUUCAUACACACCUUAGGAGAUGCUCACAUAUAUCUGAAUCAUGUGGAACCUCUCAAACUUCAGCUUCAGAGGGAGCCAAGACCUUUCCCCAAACUCAGAAUUCUUCGAAAGGUUGAAGACAUCAGUGACUUUAAGUCAGAAGACUUUCAGAUUGAAGAUUAUAAUCCUCAUCCACCUAUUAAAAUGGAGAUGGCUGUUUAA